This is a messenger RNA of Raphanus sativus (radish), 1158 nucleotides long. Its product is annotated as auxin-responsive protein IAA30-like. Lineage: Eukaryota; Viridiplantae; Streptophyta; Magnoliopsida; Brassicales; Brassicaceae. Gene Ontology annotation, cellular component: nucleus. The transcript is spliced from 2 exons. Gene Ontology annotation, molecular function: protein binding. Gene Ontology annotation, biological process: regulation of DNA-templated transcription. The record is from RefSeq and is a predicted model, not a curated record. The coding region runs from base 14 to 478 and encodes 154 amino acids.
GAGAGAACAAAAAAUGGGAAGAGGUAGAAGCUCAUCGUCUUCAUCGAGAGAGAGUAGCUGCAAAAGCAACCCAUUUGGUGGCUCUUCGAGUAAUACUCGGAACCUAAGCACGGACCUGAGGCUUGGACUCAGCUUUGGAUCAUCGUCCGGUCAAUAUUACAACGGUGUAGAAAAUCAUGAAUAUGAAGUCGUUGCGGCUGAUCAUGAGAUGAUCAUGGAAGAAGAAGAAGAUCCAAACGAGUGUAAUAGUCUUGGAAGCUUCUACGUGAAGGUGAACAUGGAAGGAGUUCCUAUUGGAAGAAAGAUCGACCUCUUUUCUCUUAAUGGAUACCAUGAUUUGAUCACAUCCCUCGACUACAUGUUCAACGCUUCAAUCCUAUGGGCUGAAGAAGAGAUGUGUAGUGAGAAGAGUCACGUGUUAACGUAUGCAGACAAGGAAGGUGACUGGAUGAUGGUUGGAGAUGUUCCUUGGGAGUAAGUAGCUUCCUUUUUUAAUUUAUUAAACUUCUAAUUAAACACACUUUCAAUUUUACUAAUGACUAUGAUGAUGCAGAAGUCUAAUGGGUGUUUAAUUGAUUAUUCUAUAGGAUGUUCUUGUCUCACUACAAAAAAAAGAUCAUAUUACAUCACAUAAAUAGUAUCAGAUAAUUAAAUGAUAUCAAUUUAAAACACUUAUUAACAAAUGAUACAAACUAUUUAUUUUAACAUCAAUUAUUGUAAUUGAUGUUGUUAUUAACUUAUUUAAUAUCAUUUCAACAAAACUGAUAUAAGUUUACGUUAAGUUGCAUCACAUUUUAAAAACUGAUACAAAAUGUGAAAUUACAUCAAUUAAUUUACUGAUACGUUUUCUAGUUUUCGUUAAUAUCGCUUAGAAAAAUGAUACAAAGUUAAUAUCAUUUAAACAAAUGAAGCAGAUUUGACAUCAGUAAUAAAAUGGUACUAACAUAAUUUCAGAAAAAAACUAAUAUGUGUAACUUGUAUUGUACAUCAAUAAAAAAAAUCGUACUUAAAUCGCAUAUUCUGGUCAUAUAAAUUUAUAUCAAACAUAAAAUGUAAAAUCUCAUAACAAAUUUAUAUCAAACAUAAUUAUUUAAAAUCUUAUAAUAAAUUUAGAUCAAACCUUGUAACUAAUGAUAAACAUGCAAUACAUACAAAACU